UGCGCCUACGAGCUGGUUUGCCAACUGCCAAUAAAUACCAGAAGAAGAAGACCGACGAUAACAAACAUUCUCACUGUGUAGCCUGAAGCUAAUGCUAACAGAAAGAUGUCACUAUUCAGUAUUAACUAAAGCGUUAUUACGAGCCAGGUUGUUUUCGGUUGUUUCGAUAACGAGGCGUUGUCCAAAAGCUAGUUAGCAUUUAAGCUAAUAAGCUGUGGCUGCCAAUCUGUCAUUAUCUGUGAUCUUAAAGUACAUGACUGCGAUUUCGGGUUAUUUGAUCCGUCACCGUUUAGCAACACGGGAAAAACCCUGCACCGGUAUGUGCUUUCUGUAAAUAAGUAAAUAUCGUAAUGUAUGGCUGCUUUUUAUAUUUCGAGACUUGCCCAGUUAUUGAAUAAAGGACUUCCCAAAAGACGAGUCUGGACAUACGCCUCACUGGUGGUGUCAGCUCACGUUGUAUUAAUGACUGACUUAGAACCUUUGGCAAAGAGGCUAAAGAUCCGAACCAAUGCACCAGCGUCUACAUCAUCCUUUCUCCGAGGUCAAUCUUUAUGUAGUAAGAAGCAAGAUAAUGAGUCUGUAGAAAAAACAAGUAUACACAACACAGAGAUGAAGAUGGAUCUACAGCCAAAGACGGGAGCUGGUAGUUUGCGACGUGUUAAGAAGAACACUUCUCAUCAAAGAAUGGGCCCCAGACAGCAACAUAAGGUCAUCAAUACUCUAAAACAAUGGGUCGUUAAGCCCAGGAAAGAUACAGAUACACCUGAAGUGUGUCAAUUCCAAGAUGAUGUGGAAAGUACAGAUGAUGGCGGCUUUGAAAGUACCUCAUCUCAGUCUCUGGUUUGCCAAAAUGUUGAAUUACCCACAGAAUUUGACAUGGAGGAAGAAACUCAACCCUUGACACCAGAAGACCUGGAGGAACACAGUCUGGUGUCACCUGCUUCCCAGGAUUCAGCAGGGAGUGGGCUUAUCCACACGCUGUCCUGCACUGAUCGAGGAUCUGAAACAGAAGAAUUGGAAUCAUGCUCAGCAAGCUCAGAAACCUCUGUCAGACACAAAACCAAAAUAACAGAUUUCUUCUCGGGGACCUCGUCACCACGUCUACUUGGGAGAGGGGGCAGACCAGAUAAGUCUCCAGAGACACAAGACGGACACAAAGAAUCGACAUCUGCUGAUGGAAAGCCUGAAGUUAAAUGGCUGGGGACGCCAAUCAGUGAGCUCAAGAGGAUGCCUGACUGUGGCAGACCGCUUCCCCCACUGAGGAAUGUCCCUGACCAGCAUACUGUGAUGAUAAGGACAGACCUUCUUCACUAUGGUAAAGUUCCUGUUCCAUAUCCUGGUAUGUUUAAGGAUACCUGGGACAUCAUCCAUGCCAAGAUGCCCUGUUCAAGCAGUAAUCUGUUUCCUGUACAAGAUGAGGAAACACAAGAACUUCAGAAUAAGAGUCGGUGGGAGCUGAUCAAGGAAACUUUAAACAAGAAAUUCACAAGUCCACUUGAUAUCAAGAAUGCAAUUUUGAAAUACAGUCCUUCACACGCCAAGAAAUGGGACUUCACAGCUUUACAUCUGUACUGCACUAAGGUCCUGAAGCACGACACUGCUGAACAUCUGUUUGACUCCCUGCUGCCAGACAUGGUGCAAUUAGCACUGAGAGCAUCUGAGCUCUGCACCAAGCCGAUACCCCUCCUCAAGAGAGGCAUGAACCACUCCAUCACGAUGUCUCAGGAGCAGGUGGCAUGUCUGCUCACCAAUGCCUUCUUCUGCACUUUCCCGCGACGCAACUCUAGAAGGACCGAGUACUACAACUACCCAGACAUCAACUUUGUCAGACUGUUUGAAGGAUGCUCUUCAAAGAAGAUUGAGAAGCUGAAAACCCUGCUGUGUUAUUUCAAAAGUGUCACUGAGCAAAAGCCUGUUGGACUCGUAACAUUCACACGACAAAGUUUGGAUAACCCCCCUAAAUGGAAAAGCUCACAGACUCACCUCACAAAGCUCCACAUCACGUGUGAAGGAACCAUUGAGGAUGAUGGUUAUGGAAUGCUUCAGGUGGAUUUUGCCAAUCAAUUUGUGGGAGGAGGCGUCACCAGUUCUGGUCUGGUUCAAGAGGAAAUCCGUUUUCUGAUCAAUCCAGAGCUCAUAGUUUCUCGCCUCUUCACUGAAGCCCUGGACCAUAAUGAAUGUUUGAUCAUCACAGGUACACAGCAGUACAGCAAAUACACGGGCUACGCUCAGACCUACAAAUGGGCCGGCAGCCAUCAAGACACAACUCCAAGAGAUGGCUGGCAGAGAAGAUGCACAGAGAUUGUCGCCAUUGAUGCGCUGCAUUACAAGAACUUUCUGGAACAAUUUAGACUAGAGAAAAUCAACCGAGAACUCAAUAAGGCCUACUGUGGCUUUGCUCGCCCUGAGGAACAAAGCCAAUACCUCGCAGCAGUGGCAACAGGAAACUGGGGCUGUGGCGUUUUUGGAGGUGACAAGCGUCUUAAAGCUCUGCUCCAGAUGCUGGCAGCUGCUGAGGCGGGCCGAGAUGUUGCCUAUUUCACCUUUGGUGACAGCCAGCUCAUGACAGAUGUCCACAACAUGCACUCUUUCCUCACUCAGAGGAACAUCAGUGUCGGGGAGGUGUACGAUCUCCUGGGGCAGUACUACAGCUCAGUGUGCAGGAGCUGCCUCGGCCGGCGCCCUGACGUCAGCCUCUACUCCUUCAUCUACCAACAGGUCAGCCCCUCCCUGGCACCCGAUGAGUCCGACAGGCGCUCUGCCAGACAACAUGUCCCCACAGACUGCCGUUAAGGUCAGGUGGCUGAUGAGUCACCGCGCCUUAUCUUCAGAAAGUGAAACACGGAACUGAAAUAUUCUCACUCUUAUUUAAGCUUUAUUUUAGAUUUUCACCAUAAUUUGAAAAUCUGGCGUGCAGAUCCUUUUGAAAGAACAACAACUGAAAUGCAGGAGUUGAUUAGUUAUGACCCUGUUGUCGCUGGAGUCCAAGCUGUGUUCAUUUUGCCGCUGCUGGUAAUACGCCAAUGUAUUGAGCUUCAAUACGACGCAAUUGUGAUUUUAAUGGUGAAGCAAAGGUUGCCAUCCAUCUUCAGACUUUGUCAUGUUGCCUUUUUUUACACCCACACAUAUCCAGCCUAAUUGAAUUGGCUGUCAGAAAUCGAGUUAAAGGAAAAGAAUAACAAGAGCGGGGAUCAGAAAGCUUGGAGCGGACUCUGGAAAGCUGAUUUAAAAAGCAGCCUGGCUCUCGGUGAAGUAAUCUCUUACCUUCUACAUUUAUAGCAACAUUCUAGAUGUGAUCGUGGAUCCAUGAAUAAAUUGUUUUUUUGGUUUGUAUGAUUCAAAAGAAUCAGUUGGAGUAGAAAUCAUCAUUUGGUUUGUUUGUUGCAUAUGAUUUCAGUGUAAAAUCUGUUUCUAAUAAUUGUGAAAUAUCUACUCCUGAAUGAAUAUGAAGAAUUUUUGUGUUGUUUCAAACCAAUUUAAUAAAAAUG
Molecule: messenger RNA, 3488 nt
Organism: Paralichthys olivaceus (Japanese flounder)
Lineage: Eukaryota; Metazoa; Chordata; Actinopteri; Pleuronectiformes; Paralichthyidae
Product: poly(ADP-ribose) glycohydrolase-like
Biological process (GO): nucleotide-sugar metabolic process; regulation of DNA repair; ATP generation from poly-ADP-D-ribose
Cellular component (GO): nucleus; cytoplasm
Molecular function (GO): poly(ADP-ribose) glycohydrolase activity
Source: RefSeq, a predicted model, not a curated record